This is a messenger RNA of Didymodactylos carnosus, 450 nucleotides long. NCBI's taxonomy places the organism in Eukaryota, Metazoa, Rotifera, Eurotatoria, Philodinida, Philodinidae. The record is from the annotation of a GenBank genome assembly.
AUGGCUGAUUUGUCUAAUAUUGAAAUCAAACUAAAUGAAACACAAUUGAGUUCGGUAUUAAAUAAAGAUAAUAAAAAUUAUGGAAAAAAAAAUUUGGUCGAUGGAAGUGAUGAAACAUGUUGGAAUUCUGAAGCAGGUUCAACGCAAUGGAUACAGAUCAAUCUUGCUGAAAAUGUUCAAUUAUCAUCCAUAGCAAUUAAAUUUCAAGGUGGUUUUUCUGCAAAAAAACUUUUGUUACAAUGUAGAUUAUUGAAGAAUGAAGAUGAAAAAAUGGUGUCUAUAGCAGAAUUUUAUCCACUUGAUAAUAAUAAAUUACAAAUAUUUAAUUUAACUUCUUCAAUAACUACAAAUUCAAUUCGUUUUCAGUUUGACGAAAGUUAUGAUAUGUUUAGUCGGAUUAUUAUUUAUUCAUUGAAACUAUUUCAGAAAACUACAAACGAGAUAGAGUAA